AUGGACCAACUACAAGUGGAUUCUCCCGAAAACGCCCCCACAGGCCCCGGAUGCGCCUACUGCGGGCUCGCUUCCCCGCAGUGCAUCGCCAAGUGCGAGCUGUGCUCCCGCUGGUUCUGCAACGGCAAGCUGCACCUGGCUGGUUCCCAUCUUGUCGCUCAUCUUGUGCUUCUGAAGCAUCAUGUGGUGCUGCUUCACGAGGAGCUGGCGUUGGGCGCCGAGACGCUUGAAUGUUACAAUUGCGGUUCCAAAAACAUCUUUUCGUUGGGCUUUGUGCUGGCGAAGCACGACAGCGUGGUGGUGAUUCUUUGUCGAAUGCCCUGUGCUCAACUGAGGGACAUCAACUGGGAAACCAACGAGUGGCAGGCGUUGAUCAGCGACCGCCAGUUGCUUCCGUGGGUGGCCGAGGUGCCCGAGGCGGUGAGGAAGGUUUCCCACGAUCAGAUUACAAAACUCGAGGCUCAGUGGAGAGUUAAUAGAGAUGCUACCAUUGAAGAUAUAGACAGGGUGGACGCCGAGGCGGACGAGCUCAUGCCGGUGCUUUUGCGGUACCAGGACGCGUACCAGUACCAGAACGCGUUUGCGCCGUUGGUGGAGGCCGAGGCCAUCUGUGAUAAGAACUUGAAGGAGCUGCAAGCGUUGGAGCACAUUUCCGUGACGUGGCUGACGUCCCACAACAACAACACCGUGGCGUCUUUUGCGCUCUCCACCCACGAAAAGUCGAAUUUGGUUGUGGCCGUAGGCGACGAGAUCAUUCUUCAUCACCGUGAAGGCGGCUUCACCGAGGAUACCUGGUCCGGAAAGGGUUUUAUUGUGAGCCUCCCGUCGGCACGCCUGGAGGAGUUUUCCUUGGAGCUUUUGCCCGGAAACCCCGAGGCGCCAGUUCACGCUACCACCGGAUUUACCGCAGAAUUCGUCUGGAAAGGAACCUCCUACCUGCGCAUGCAAAAAGCACUCAGAGUGUUUGCCACCGAAGAAGAGUCCGUAUCGUCUUUCAUCUACCAUAAGCUCCUUGGCCACGAGGUGGUGCCGGUUGUGUUUUCCACCAAAGCACCAAAACAGCUUUCAGUAAAGCGUCUUGCCAGACUUAACGAUUCCCAGGCCAACGCCGUGGCGACCGUUUUGCAAAGACCGCUUUCGCUCAUCCAGGGUCCGCCCGGUACCGGUAAAACCGUCACCUCCGCCACGAUCAUCUACCACUUGGUCCGUCUCCACAAACACAAGGUUCUUGUUUGUGCACCUUCCAACGUCGCCGUGGACCAUUUGGCUCAUAAACUCGACACCAUCGGCAUCAAGGUGGUGCGUUUGACGGCCCGGCUGCGUGAGGACGUGGACUCGCUGGUUUCGGAGUUGGCGCUUCACCAGCAGAUCGAGCGCAAGGCUCCUCCCAAGGUCAAGCGUUUGAUGAAGCUCAAGAAAGACGGUGAGAAGCUUUCGGAAGGAAAGGAAAAGAUGAUUUUGAACACCACACGUAAGAUCGAAACGGACAUCAUCCAGAACGCUGAGGUUGUCUGUUGUACGUGUGUGGGAGCAGGCGAUUUCCGUCUCAACGGCUUCAACUUCCGUUCGGUGUUGAUCGACGAGAGUACCCAGGCCACAGAGCCCGAGGUGCUUAUUCCGAUCGUCAAGGGCGCCAAACAGGUCAUUUUGGUCGGUGACCACCAGCAGUUGGGUCCUGUGAUUAUCGACAAAAAAGCCGGCGAGGCCGGGCUCAAACAAUCGCUUUUCGAGCGUCUCAUUGCAUUGGGCCACCUGCCCAUCCGUUUGGAAGUCCAGUACCGUAUGAACCCUGCGCUUUCGGAGUUCUCGUCCAACAUGUUUUACGAGGGUUCGCUUCAAAACGGUGUCAACCUGGCUGAAAGAGCAUGGAGAGGCCUGACCUUCCCCUGGCCUGUUCCCGACUGCCCCAUGAUGUUCUGGGCCAACUACGGUAAGGAGGAAAUCAGUGGAAGCGGCAUUUCGUACCUCAACCGUGUGGAAGCCAUGAACGUUGAAAAAAUCAUUACUAGACUCUUCAAAGACGGUGUACGUCCUGAACAAAUCGGUGUGGUGACGCCCUACGAGGGCCAGAGAGCCUACAUUGUCCAGUACAUGCUGAUCAACCUGUCGCUUGUGGACAGAAGAGCGCAGUAUGCGGACGUGGAGGUGGCUUCUGUGGAUGCGUUCCAGGGCCGUGAAAAGGACUUUAUCAUUCUCUCGUGUGUUCGUGCCAACGAAGACAGAGCCAUUGGUUUCCUCAAAGACCCACGUCGUAUGAACGUCGCCUUGACCAGAGCCAAGUACGGCUUGGUCAUUUUGGGUAACCCCCGUUCGCUCUCCAAGGACAAUUUGUGGAACUACUUGCUUAUCCACUUCAGAGAAAGAGGGUGUCUUGUGGACGGACCGUUGGACAACUUGCAAAUGUCGAUGGUGCCGUUGGGCAACCCGAACGAGAAAAAGCAACGCCAGGAGAUGCCCCGGGCAGCUGCACAGGAGUUCGACACGCAGAGCAUGCUUUCGUACGUUGAAGAAAGCGGAGCGCUUGAUGACGAACAGAAGUGGCCUCGGCUCAAUGGAGAUCUUGACGAGGACAUGCGCAAGGCGGCCGAGAUGCAGCGCCUGAAGCUUUCCCACUCCGACGUGAAGCUCAUCCUAUGGCUCAUAGUCCAGAUCAAGCCGUUCAAGUACGUGGGCGACCGCACCUUGAGCCAGAGCAGAAAGUGGGAUUUGAUUCAGCAGCGGUUUGAACACGAGAGAAUGAAAGUCUCCCUGAACCAUGUUGUUCCCACGGUGAGAACGCUACAACGACAAAUGGCUGCCGCUCUACGGAAAGCAAAGAAUCGCAAACUCGCCUCUGACUACAAGCCCUACGCUGUGUUUGAAAUGCUCCAUCCCCGGCUGCUGCUUCCUGACUUGGAGCUAGCGGUUUUGGAGCUUCACGACUUGAGCGAAGCGUACAAAAGCGGACAGAUGGUGGGACCGUUACCGCCGCAUGUCAAGGACGAAGUUGAUCCACAUCUUGGCGACUUCAAACGACGCCGACUGCUGGGAGCGUCUCAGCUUUCGCUGCUGCUGGCGUACCUGGGCUACUCGAGCCAGAUUCUGACGGAACGGUUGGAUCUGCUGCUGAUCUCCGAGGACCCCACCACGGUGGGGCUCUUGCGCAACAUCAUGUCUGAAAACCGCCGUUUCCACGACGAAGUUGUCCAUAUGAUGAGACGACACGCUGCGGUGAUGAACUCCCAGCUCCAAAAAUUGACGGAGCUAAUGGAGCGGCCCGAAAACAGCCCCAGUCCAGCCGGCAGCGAUCACAUGGAGGCCGAAAUCGAGGGGACCCAGCCGGUUACAGAGAAGGCCGAGACGACCGAGAAGGCCGAGGUGGCUCCCGAGCCUCAGAAGCCAGACAAUGUCCCUGUCAAGGAGGAAAAAGUCAGUUCGCUCCGGGAGGUGCUUAAUUGGUGA
Candidozyma pseudohaemuli is the source of this 3441-nucleotide messenger RNA. It is a transcript of the gene NAM7, whose product is annotated as ATP-dependent RNA helicase. Gene Ontology annotation, molecular function: zinc ion binding; RNA binding; RNA helicase activity. NCBI's taxonomy places the organism in Eukaryota, Fungi, Ascomycota, Pichiomycetes, Serinales, Metschnikowiaceae. Gene Ontology annotation, cellular component: cytoplasm. The transcript is spliced from 2 exons. The record is from RefSeq and is a predicted model, not a curated record. Bases 1 to 3441 code for a protein of 1146 amino acids. Gene Ontology annotation, biological process: nuclear-transcribed mRNA catabolic process, nonsense-mediated decay.